This is a messenger RNA of Sabethes cyaneus, 1650 nucleotides long. Its product is annotated as zinc finger protein OZF-like. Bases 1 to 1650 code for a protein of 549 amino acids. Gene Ontology annotation, molecular function: RNA polymerase II cis-regulatory region sequence-specific DNA binding; DNA-binding transcription factor activity. The transcript has 2 exons. Lineage: Eukaryota; Metazoa; Arthropoda; Insecta; Diptera; Culicidae. Gene Ontology annotation, biological process: regulation of transcription by RNA polymerase II. The record is from RefSeq and is a predicted model, not a curated record.
AUGCUCUGCAACGUCAUUCCGUUUCAUAAUAGUGUAAAAAGACAUACCAGGAAGCUGGUUAAAGUCAGUUGUGUUAUCAUUUGCUCCGGCUUGUUUCACUCACAAGUGGACUUGUUUAUCCCACCAAUCUAUCAGUCGCUUCUCUUCUGUUCCAGCAACUGGCACGCUGAUCCUACUGGUGGCAGUCGACCAAAACACGUUUGCGAUAUCUGCGGCAAUGGAUAUAAGGAUAAAUACCACCUUUCGAGGCAUAGGAAAACUCACAGCGCAACGCAAUCUUUCGAGUGUGACAUAUGCGAAAAACUUUGUAAGACAUCCGAUACGCUACGGCGACAUAAAAUUAUAAAACAUACGUCGGAAAAAAAAUUCCCAUGUAACGUAUGCGGUAAUGCUUUCCAUUUCAACAAUCAGCUAACGCAGCACAUGCGGCGGCACAGCUCGGAACGCCCACACCGGUGUUCGGUUUGUGGAAAAGAUUUUAAAGCUCGACAUAAGCUUACGCUGCAUAUGAAGAUUCAUCACAACGAUGAGCAUCCGUUCGGAUGCGACCUCUGUAAGGCAUCCUUUAGGUCACGCGCUAGCCUCCAGUAUCACCGGGAAAAUCACAUAGCCGGCCAUCGAAAACCCCGCGACCGCAAAUACGCUUGUGAUAUCUGUGAUCAGAAAUUUGCCAUCAAAUUUACUCUCACCUGUCAUUUGAAAACUCACACCGGAGAGCGACCGUUCGGGUGUGACCUAUGUCACAAAACUUACAUCAGACGUGGAGAACUUAAUAAUCAUAUAAUCGAAAAGCACACACAGGAAAAGAAGUUUAAAUGUUCAGAAUGUGGUAAAAAUUUUCACUCGUACAGACAAUUAACACAUCAUCUGAGGAUACAAAACCCGGAUCGCUCAUACAAGUGUCUGACAUGCGGAAAUGUCUAUAAGAAUAAAUCUACGCUUGUUGAGCAUAUGUUACGCCACACAGGUGAGGGAGUAUGCAGUUGCGACAUCUGUGGUGCAUCGUUCGAAUCACCCACUAAUUUACGUCUGCACAAGAAAAUCCACACAUCCACACCCGCUGAUCCAAAACCUUUCAAAUGUGACCAGUGCAGUUCUGCAUUCAUGCACAAGGCUAGCCUCAUUUACCACAAAAAGAAACGCUGUCCAGCAAGUUCCCAAAUGCACCAAUCCGACGAGUUCAAAUGUGACUUAUGCAGUAAAACUUUUAUGUCAAAUCGUGCACGGAAGGUUCACCGUAUUAAAAAACAUACGACGGAGAAGAAUUUCAAAUGCGACAUUUGCGGUAAAGAGUUCCACCUGUUAGAGCAGUUGGAGAGGCACCGGAAUUCACACAGCUCGGAGCGUUCGCAAAGAUGCAAUAUUUGCGAAGAGAACUUCUCCACCAAUUAUAAGCGCAUGCGACAUAUGCGCACUCAUUGCGAUGAACGUUGGCAUAAAUGCGAAAUCUGCGGUUUGUCGUUCAGAACAAUCCCUGGAAUGAAGCUUCACAAGAGAAAACAUCUACAGAUGGAGGACAGUUUGAAGGUGGAUGCUGAACAGGGAGCAAGCAGCGCAAAAGUUGAAGCACCUAUUUUGGAUGCAAACUGUGCUGAAGUUAGACCAAGUAAAGGGAAAUCUCACUCGAACAGUGAACUCGUUGAUCCCUAG